UUUUGUCGUAACAGUUCUUACGCUUACUCUGCGCCGGAAGGAGCGUUAGAGUGCUUUUGCUAGUAUGGCGGCGGUGGAUAUCCGAGAUAAUCUCCUGGGAAUCUCUUGGGUUGACAGCUCUUGGAUCCCCAUUUUGAACAGUGGUAGUGUCCUGGAUUACUUUUCAGAAAGAAGUAAUCCUUUUUAUGACAGGACAUGUAAUAAUGAAGUGGUCAAAAUGCAGAGGCUAACAUUAGAACACCUGAAUCAGAUGGUUGGAGUCGAGUAUAUCCUUUUACAUGCUCAGGAGCCCAUUCUUUUCAUCAUUCGGAAGCAACAGCGGCAGUCCCCUGCUCAAGUUAUCCCACUAGCUGAUUACUAUAUCAUUGCUGGAGUGAUCUAUCAGGCACCAGACUUGGGAUCAGUUAUAAACUCCAGAGUGCUUACUGCAGUGCAUGGCAUCCAGUCAGCUUUUGAUGAAGCUAUGUCAUACUGUCGAUAUCAUCCUUCUAAAGGAUAUUGGUGGCACUUCAAAGAUCAUGAAGAGCAAGAUAAAGUCAAGCCUAAAGCCAAAAGGAAAGAAGAACCAAGCUCUAUUUUUCAGAGACAGCGUGUGGAUGCUUUACUUGUAGAUCUUAGACAGAAAUUUCCACCCAAGUUUGUGCAGCAAAAGUCUGGAGAAAAGCCUGUUCCAGUGGAUCAAACAAAGAAAGAGGCAGAACCAAUACCAGAAACUGUAAAAUCAGAGGAGAAGGAAACCACAAAGAAUGUCCAACAGACAGUGACCACAAAAGGUCCCCCUGAGAAACGGAUGAGACUUCAAUGAGAAUUGGACAAAAGGGAAGCUUGCAAGACUCCUCUUAUCAAUUAUUAUACCUCAGUACUAUGGUAGGCUCUUCGAGCUUUAAGAUACUUGGUCCACAGCUCUCUGAUUGGUGUGGAAUGUACUUGUUUAAGAAAGGAUGUUAUCCCCAUCUUGCUUUCUAUAUGACUAUUUCCUAAGUAUCUUUUGUAACCUUUUAUGAUCUGGACUUAAGCAGCCUGCUUACUCUCAUGUGUACUGGAGUAUACACCUUUAAAGACAAAAUAAAGGUAUUUGUUUGUUCA
Molecule: messenger RNA, 1086 nt
Organism: Marmota flaviventris (yellow-bellied marmot)
Lineage: Eukaryota; Metazoa; Chordata; Mammalia; Rodentia; Sciuridae
Gene: Med6
Product: mediator complex subunit 6
Biological process (GO): regulation of transcription by RNA polymerase II
Cellular component (GO): mediator complex
Molecular function (GO): transcription coregulator activity
Source: RefSeq, a predicted model, not a curated record